AUGGCAGAUAGAGUCAAGUAUCUCCUACAGAAAAGAACCUCUUUGAAAUCCCAAAUAACCACUUUAUCCAAUCUCAUAGACAAGGGCAGCAUAAACAACGCCACAUUAAAAUUAAGAAUCGCGCGCUUAACCGAGUUAUACCAUGCUUUCGAAGAGCACAACGACGAGCUCGCUAUGGCGGAUCCGAACGACGCUCAUCAUGACGAAUUCGUUGCCAUUCAAGAGCGGUUUUAUGCUAUCGCGGGAAAAAUCGAAGACAUUUUGUUAGAUACACCAAAUACUUCAAAUUCCGGCAAUUCGAGCAUCGAAACGCGAACCGAUAACUCUGAGAACGCGUCGGUCGUGAAAACGCGGCGAAUUAAAUUACCCGAAGCGCCUUUACCAACGUUUGACGGUAAAUACGAAUUGUGGAUGUCAUUUAAAAAUGCGUUUCAGAAUAUGAUCGGGUCGCGCACCGAUUUGUCCGAUAUAGACAAACUACAUUAUUUGAAAUCGGCUUUAACGGGUGAAGCAGCCAAUAAGACGAGAAUAUUAGAGAUUGACGGAAUACAUUACACCAAGGCCUGGGAGUUGUUAGAACGCUCAUAUGAGGUUAAACGCAUCCUAAUUUCGCGGCAUCUUUCUAUGAUCACGAACAUGACCGUAUUGGAAAGAGAAACGUCAAGCGCGCUCUCGAAACUCGCGGACGACACUCAACAACACGUCGCGUCAUUGAAGGCCUUGGGAGUGUCCGUCGGUCCCGAAAUGCUCGUCCAUAUGUUGGAAAGUAAAUUACCAAGGAUCACACUAGAAAAAUGGGAAUUGACUCUCGAAAGAGAUGAGUUUCCUAAACUCGAUGAUAUGUACGAGUUUUUGUACAAAACCGCGGUGUGCGCAUCUAAACGAGAAAGAUCGAAAGUUACGGAAAUAGAGAGGGACAAAGGCGAGCCUUCGGCUAAAAGGAAGUGUUGUGCUACGAAUCGCGCUUUCAUUUUGAACGCGUCGCGUAAUUGUUUGGCAUGCAAGAUAAAACGGCAUCCGCUGUAUCUAUGCGAUAAGUUCAAGCGACUAUCUGUCCCGAAGCGUAUCGAAUUCGUAAAGGGAGCCAAGGUUUGCUACAAUUGCUUGCGUUCCCAUCGAGAUACUCCCUGUAAAUUCUCGAAUUGUACGAUCUGCCAAAAACGUCACAACACGCUUUUGCACCUCGAAAACUACGCGACCGCGAGUAAAACUAGCGCGACGAAACCCAGCAUGACGAAACCAGAGGCCGCGCAAACCGAAUGA
This is a messenger RNA of Trachymyrmex cornetzi, 1263 nucleotides long. RefSeq lists its product as uncharacterized. The record is from RefSeq and is a predicted model, not a curated record. The transcript has a single exon. Bases 1 to 1263 code for a protein of 420 amino acids. NCBI's taxonomy places the organism in Eukaryota, Metazoa, Arthropoda, Insecta, Hymenoptera, Formicidae.